AUGGCGCCCUCCGCAACUGGUGACUCGGCGCCAAUGCACAUACCCGCCAUGUCAAAAGCUUCAACGAUCAAUGCGUCAGUCCUGCAUGGCCCGCGUGAUUUACGAUUGAUCGAACCGGGGAUUGGUGAACUACAGGUUGCCAUCAAGACCACAGGAAUCUGUGGAUCUGAUGUGUCCUACUACAAGAAGUUCGCCAACGGUGACCUUUGUGCCUGUCAGCCCCUUUCUCUGGGCCAUGAGUCCUCGGGAACCGUCGUUGCCAUCGGGCCUCACGUCACCGGCUUUAAUGUUGGUGACCGCGUUGCACUCGAGGUCGGUAUACCCUGUGGCCAGUGUGGUAUCUGCCGCCAGGGGAGGUAUAACCUCUGCAAGAAGAUGCGGUUCAGAAGCAGUGCCAAAUCGUUCCCGCAUUUCCAGGGCACUUUGCAAGAUCGCAUAAACCACCCCGCAACGUGGUGUCACAAGUAUGUUUGGCAAUCUACAUGUCUCAUCAUAGCUCAGAUGGCUAAACCUUCUCUUUCUAGGCUCCCCGAGAAUGUCUCCUUUGAUGCUGCUGCUCUGCUCGAGCCCCUCUCAGUAGCCCUGCAUGCUGUCAACCGGGCCACUCCUACGCCUGGCUCCAGUGCACUUGUACUUGGUGCGGGAGCUGUUGGUCUUCUGACCGCCGCCAUGGCUCGCCAGUCCGGAUGCUCUACCGUCACCAUUGCAGAUGUGGACCAAGGCCGGGUCAACUUUGCCAUCGCCAAAGGCUUUGCCACACACGGCUAUGUGGUGCCAAAACAGCUCCACACCUCUUCCAGCUGCUCAUCACUGUACAACAGCAGCAACUCGGGCACGUCGACGCCUUGCGAAGGCGUCAUGACGCCCGCCAGCACCAUCUCGUUUCAGAGUUCCCUUGACACAGCCAAGACACUCGCUGCCGAGAUGCUCGCCGAGGCAAACGGCUCUAGCCCUUUGAUCGAUGACGAGGGCGAUGGCGUCGAUAUCACGUUUGAAUGUACUGGCAAAGAGGUGUGCAUGCACACAGCCCUGUACGCCACCAAGGCCGGAGGAAAGGUCAUCAUGGUGGGCAUGGGGACGCCGAUCCAAACCCUUCCCAUGUCGGUAGCCCAUCUACGCGAGAUUGACAUCCUGGGUAUCUUUCGGUAUGCCAACACCUAUGCUACCGGAAUGAAGCUCCUCUGCGCCCGCAACAGACCAACCCGUGGCGGUUAUGCUCUGCCGAACUUGGACGAGAUGGUCACCCACCGCUUCAAGGGCCUCGACAAUGCCAAGGGGGCGUUUGAGCUCGCGAGCAGGACCGUGGAUGACGACGGCAAUCUCGUACUCAAGGUCGUCAUUGAAGCCGAGUAG
Messenger RNA from Podospora anserina S mat+, 1353 nucleotides. RefSeq lists its product as uncharacterized. The transcript is spliced from 3 exons. The record is from RefSeq and is a predicted model, not a curated record. Gene Ontology annotation, biological process: D-sorbitol catabolic process. Gene Ontology annotation, molecular function: L-iditol 2-dehydrogenase (NAD+) activity; zinc ion binding. Bases 1 to 1353 code for a protein of 450 amino acids. NCBI's taxonomy places the organism in Eukaryota, Fungi, Ascomycota, Sordariomycetes, Sordariales, Podosporaceae.